AUGAGGCUUCUGUCUGAAACCGAUCCAUCACGCAUCACGUCGUAUCCAUCAGCAUGUUCCGUUGUACCAGGUCUCAGCAACAAACAACGGGAAAUGUGCAUACGCCAUCCGGACACGAUGAAAUUUCUGAUAGACGGCUUACGAAUGGCCAUAUCCGAAUGCCAACAAGCGUUUAGUAAUCAAAUAGACGGCUUACGAAUGGCCAUAUCCGAAUGCCAACAAGCGUUUAGUAAUCAAGUAUGGAACUGCACUCUAACAACACCUGGUGUAGGAACGACACCGUUAAAAAUAGCAUCGAAAGAAUCGGCAUUCGUCUACGCAAUAGCGUCCGCAGGUGUGAGUCAUUCGCUGGCGAAAGCGUGCGCGAAGGGUCUCAUUGAUGAUUGUGGAUGUGGACCAAUACCAUCGUCGUUGUCGAACAAAUUCGUCUGGGCUGGGUGUUCGGACAAUGUGCGAUACGGAAACUCUUUUGGAAGAAAGUUCAUAGACGUCACGGAUAAGGUUCACAGUGAUGCCAGGGCUCUGAUGAAUCUGCACAAUAAUCGAGUAGGACGCCGUCUUCUUGCCAGCCGAAUGGGAAAAGAGUGUAAAUGCCAUGGCGUAAGUGGCAGCUGUGUGACGAAGACUUGCUGGAAAGUGGUGCCCAGAUUUGACGAGUUCUCACAACUGCUGAUGCACAAGUAUGAAAUGGCACAACAGGUCACUGUUGCCCCUCAUGGUACUACGUUGAUGGUACGCGGGGCAGUGUUGGACGGAAAACGAACAGAGCGUCAUCUGAAGGACAAGGGUGAUAAACAUAAGUGA
Molecule: messenger RNA, 804 nt
Organism: Cooperia oncophora
Lineage: Eukaryota; Metazoa; Nematoda; Chromadorea; Rhabditida; Trichostrongylidae
Source: the annotation of a GenBank genome assembly